Messenger RNA from Photinus pyralis (common eastern firefly), 1866 nucleotides. RefSeq lists its product as uncharacterized. The record is from RefSeq and is a predicted model, not a curated record. The transcript is spliced from 5 exons. The coding region runs from base 1 to 1866 and encodes 621 amino acids. NCBI's taxonomy places the organism in Eukaryota, Metazoa, Arthropoda, Insecta, Coleoptera, Lampyridae.
AUGGCGGACGCGGUCGGACGCCCGCCUGAUAUCCUAUGCUUUAAAUGUAAUUUAAAAAUUGCCAAUGAAGAUUUUGUGCACUGUUUUGGUGUGUGUAAUAAAUAUUUUCACGGUGAUUGUGCCGAAGUCAACAAAGGUACGAUAAAUUUUCUUAAUAGCAUGCCUUGCUUAAAAUACGUGUGUAGAGAAUGCACCGAACGACCAUAUCAUAGCUUAAUACAACAAUUGCAGUCAACUUUGAUAAAUUCCAUACAAAAUGAGCUUUCUGCUUGUGCGGGGAAUGCUGUUCAAGAAGCUCUUGAAGAUUUUAAUAAAGAAGUUGUUUUGCCAUUAAAAUAUGAAUUAAACGUAAUCAAAAAUCACAAUUUAACUUUGUCUAAACAAUUACAAUCCCUCAGUAUAGAAAAGCCUGUGGCUGUACCUAAAGAGAAAUCUACUCCAUCGUACUCCAAUAUAGUAAAACAUAACGAUAACAAGUCGCGAAUUAAUUCACGUUCGGUUACGAAAAACACCAAUUCGCAAAAUAAGACGGAAAAUCCAAGAUCGCAAAGUUCAAUUGAAAUAGCACAAUCAAAAAUGAUAAACGAUAUUGUAUAUAUUAAUAGUGACCUUCUAUCAACCAAUGCUAGUGAUGUGAAAACUUUCAAACCUGAGGUAGCCUUGAAGGCUACUGAAACCCCAGAUAACGACGCUGGAGAGUGGCAAAAGCCGAAAAGUAGGCGAAACAGAAGGCCUACGUUAACUACUGGAACGUCUGACAGCGAUUCUACCAUUAAGGGUGUCGCUAAAACAAUAACUUAUUAUGUGUCACGAUUACAUCCCGACACAACUAUACCACAAAUUUCGGAACAUAUGAAGAAUAAGAGCAUCACUCCUACCGUAAUUCAGCAAAUGCCUUCUAAAUAUCCUGAGUCUUACUCCUCAUUUAAAAUCUCUAUCCAGCCAGAAGAUAAUGAGCUAUUCCUUUCACCAACCACAUGGCCAAAGGGUUCGCAAAACAAUGGCAAUGUUAACACCAAGAGCGUCCUUCAUCGUCCACUUACUGCAUCAGGUCGCAUAAAACUGUUUAACUCCCUUAGCGAGAAGGAUUGGAGUCCUAUAUGGAAUAGUGAUAUGGAUGCAAAUUUAAAAUUUAACGCCUUCUUCGAGGAAUUUCAACGCUUUACUCCUACUCCUACUUAUCGAUCGGAUGACACCAAUAUCAACGACGUUGACACUUCCAAACAACUUAAGCUUGAUCAUCAUCUAACAUCGCUACCAGAAGUUUUGGACGUAAUCAGAUCAUUAAAAAACGGUCAUAGCAAAGAUCUUUAUGGGACGACCGUCAAUCUCAUCAAAAGCAACUCAAGUUUAUAUGCCAACUUAUUAGUGAAGCUAAUUAACAGUACCCUUCGUGACGUGAAUAAGGGCGUUCCGCAGGGAAGCAUACUGGGGCCGUUAUUGUUUCUCCUUUACAUCAACGACCUACCAACCAGCAUCCCUCAUGAGUGCGUAUGUUUAUUGUAUGCCGAUGAUACCACCUUGUUACAAAAAGAUGGAGACCCAAACGACUUAAUUGCAACCUCGGAACUCAACCUUGAAUCUACAGCUGAAUGGUGUACCAACAAUGGCCUGGACAUUAACGCUUUAAAAACCGAGAAGAUGAUUUUAACCCUAAGGCGCCUUCGUUACGACAACCCAGAAUACGUAAAAUUUCUUGGAGUACGCUUAGAUCCUAAGUUAGACUUUAACAGCCACGUUGACUAUGUCACCUCUAAACUUAAUACAAACAUUUUUGUUUUACGUAGGUUACACGAUCAACAUGGGGUAACAAUCCAUGUUGGAAACGCUUAUUCAGGGUACAGCGCCGAGCAGUGCGUGUACUAA